AUGGCGGCCAUCGUGGGCCCCAGCAGCAACGGGGUUCUGGGCGGCCCAGGACACCAUGCUGUCGACAGCCAUGCCGACGUGGACGCAACCAUGAAUGCAUUCUCCCAGUGGCUCAGCGAAAUGAAGGCUCGAUCGAACGGCAGCCUGCAAGCGAUGAUGGCCGAAAUGAGUGUGAUACGCGAUGGCAUCACCUCGAACAGCGCCGACCUCACAGAGUACAAGAGACAUUCCAUUUCUGUACAGCAGCAAAUGCAGUCGCAACUCACGGACCUGCGUGAGAAGCUCACGAGCGCGUUCACAGAGAUAACGUCGCUGGUGAAACAGAAGGCUGCCACGGAUCAGGAGCUGCUUAGCGAGAUCCACGCGCUGGGGCGGCAGCUGUCCAUGAAGACUGCGGAGCUGGAGGCUCUGAAGAAGAGCUACAGUGCGACGCACCAGCAGCUCCAACACAGCCUGGUGCAGCUGCAGGGGCAGCUGCAGUCCACGAGCAGUGAGAUCGUGACGUCGAAGCGCCAGGUGCAGGCCACGCAGGACACCGUGACGCACAAAAUGAAAGAGGUGGAGCAGUUGAUGGUCAAACUCCGGGAUCAAGUCGACUCUGGAGGACGCGAGGGCAACGCCACAGCCCUAGCGGUGCAGGAGGACAUCGCCAAGCUUCAUGAGGCCCUCACUGGCCUCUCUGGCGAUUUCUUCGAGCACAAGAGACUGACGCAGCAAGUCCAGAGCAAGCUCCUCAACCAAGUUGCUGCUUUGGAAGAUGGGAGACAACGCUCUGCGUCUCUGCUGCCACAGGACGGCGACUACGUCGUCAGUGCCAGUGUGCGAAAGGGCUUCGGGCAGCCCAUGCUGAAGCUGAGGGUGUCCCUUCUGCACGCCGAUGGAACCAGGGCUUGGCGGCGCUUUGCCAGACACUCAGCUCGGCACCACUACCUGAGCUCCCAGCUCAGCCCGGCCGCCACCUGCGCCGAAGUGCACUGGGGAGACGAGGCCGUGGCCUUUCUGGCGCUGCUGCCACGGGAAGCCGCCAGACGGACUGUCGAGAGCAUCGCCUUGUCGUGCUCCCCGACUUCCAGGGUCUUGGCAUCGGUGCGGCCGCAGAGCACGGAGCCCGCCUCCGGUUUCUGUUGUCGCGGCUCCAGCCUAGGCGUGCGGCGCAUGCAUUGUGCUACAGGCUUCUUUGGCUGCGUGCCUCCGCAGCGGUAUUUCUCCAGCACCGCCCACUUCCAUCUAGGAUCUGCCCGUGCUCGAAGUCCCCUCUGGGCCUCCACCCCCUUCGAUGGCAGCGAAGCCGCCAGACCCGGGGACACGCGGCUUCUCUUUAAGCACAUGUAUGUGGGAAAGGGGCCAGCGGCGUGGAAAGCCUUGCCAGAGAAAGGCGAUCGCCAGGAGAGCACCGCCGGCUACGCCGGCACCGCCUUCCGUGACUCCCCGCACAACCGUGCCGCGGUCCUGCGGCCGAAGAAGCUAAAGCGCAGGGGCCGGCAGGAAAGCACUCAGAUCGACUGCAUCGCAACUGCGGGAGAGGCAAUAAAAGUGCAGGUGGUUGAA
This is a messenger RNA of Symbiodinium necroappetens, 1548 nucleotides long. The record is from the annotation of a GenBank genome assembly. Lineage: Eukaryota; Dinophyceae; Suessiales; Symbiodiniaceae.